Sinocyclocheilus anshuiensis is the source of this 4455-nucleotide messenger RNA. RefSeq names its product protein bicaudal C homolog 1-B-like. Bases 71 to 3250 code for a protein of 1059 amino acids. The record is from RefSeq and is a predicted model, not a curated record. Lineage: Eukaryota; Metazoa; Chordata; Actinopteri; Cypriniformes; Cyprinidae. Gene Ontology annotation, molecular function: RNA binding; protein binding. Gene Ontology annotation, cellular component: cytoplasm. The transcript is spliced from 23 exons.
CGCGAUGAAUGGCGCUCACUCUCCGCGGGAAUGAUCUGAUCUGAAGGCUGCGGAGAGUCAGCGGUGCUCUAUGAAAGUCAUGGCCGCUCAGUGUGAACCCUUAAGCGGAUACUUACAGCAGUCUGAUCCGGGCUCCAACAGCGAGCGCAGCGCCGAUUCCCCUCUGCCCGUGUCUGAGGAUGACUCCAGCGGACCCACUGCACCUCCGGACCCCGAGUGGACCGAGGAGAGGUUUCGAGUGGACCGGAAAAAACUGGAGAUCAUGUUAUUAGCUGCCACGGAGGGGCGAGUCAACGGAGGUGAGGACUUCUUUCAAAAGGUCAUGGAGGAGACAGAUACUCAGAUUGCAUGGCCUUCCGUGUUUCUUAGCUGUGGAGGACAGGAGAACAGAACUCCCACUGGCCUGCUCUUAAAGGGGGGCAGCAGCUGUAAAAACAGUCCGAAGCGCUCCGUUCUUCCAGUGCUUAUCACCCAGUCCACCGCUAUGUUGCAUCAGACUGGGUUCUUGUCUCCAUGGAGAGCUGCUAGGCUGCUGAUGUGCACGGCCCAGUAUGCUCCUACAGUGGACCCAGAGGGAAUUGAAGAUGUUAUCAUGUCUCCAUUGCUGCCGCUACAUCUGUCUGCUCAUGAUGGUGCAGCAAUCCAAAAUCCACAUAUCAAAGUUAGUGGUAAGAGGGACAAUGUGAAGGAAGCCAAGGAGAAGAUCAUGUCUGUCCUGGACACUAAGAGCAAUCGUGUGACUCUAAAGAUGGACGUCUCACAUACCGAGCAUUCACAUGUCAUCGGCAAAGGGGGAAACAAUAUUAAGAAGGUGAUGGAGGACACGGGCUGUCACAUCCACUUCCCUGACUCCAACCGCAACAACCAGGCUGAGAAGAGCAACCAGGUGUCCAUAGCUGGCCAACCAGGAGGAGUGGAGGCCGCCAGAGCCCGAAUUCGGGAGCUGCUCCCGCUGGUGUUGAUGUUCGAGCUGCCAGUCAUAGUGCAGCUGAACCCUGACCCCAGUUCUCCUGCCAUCCAGCACAUCUCCCAGACAUACAACAUCUCUGUGGCCUUCAAACAGAGGUCCAGACUCUAUGGAGCGACAGGAGUGGUGCGGGGCUCACAGAAUAAUGCUGCGGCCGUGAAGAGGGGCACAGCAGUGUUACUGGAGCAUCUCGCGGGCAGCCUGGCCAGCGCCAUCACAGUCAGCACACAGCUUGACAUCGCGCCCCAGCACCACCUCUUCAUGAUGGGCCGCAACGGCAGCAACAUCAAGCACAUCAUGCAGCGCACAGGAGCGCAGGUCCACUUCCCAGACCCAAACUGCCCGCAGAAGAAAUCCACCGUCUACGUGCAGGGAAACAUUGACUCUGUGUGUCUGGCUCGCCAGUACCUGAUGGGCUGCCUGCCACUGGUGCUGAUGUUUGAUAUCAAAGAGGACAUCGAGGUGGAACCGCAGUGCAUUACUUCCCUAACGGAACAGCUUGAUGUGUUCAUUAGUGUCAAACCCAAACCCAAGCAACCUAGCAAGUCAGUGAUAGUGAAGAGUGUGGAGAGGAACGCUCUGAACAUGUAUGAGGCCAGGCGUUAUCUGUUGGGUUUGGAGAGCAGUGGCGUAUCAGUCCCUACCAGCAGUAACAGCAGCAGUCCUCCAUCUGGCCCUGCUCCACCUCCACCUCUCAGCUUCCCUGUUGGCCUCGACAUCCUGGCCUCUGCCGGCCUCGGCCUCACCAGCCUGGGUCUUCUGGGACCUACGGCAACCUCCAUGACACUACCUUCCACCAACUCCCUUCUCAACGCUCUCAACAGCUCCAUCAGCCCAUUACAUACAUCCACCUCUGGAACACCCUGCCCCAAUCUGUGGCCCAACUCACUGGCCAGUCCUGCCAGCACUCCAAGUUUCUCAUCGCCCUUGAUGAUCCACCCAGCCACCCAGGCAACUCUAACCAGCAUCUUGCUGUCAGGGGUGCCAGGCUACACCCAGAACACUCCGUCCCCUCCGCCUGGUCUUGCCCCCAUAGAUGCCCAAGUCAACAGAGUAUCAGACUGCAGUAAAGCUGUGUGCUCCCUUAGUAGCAAACAGCCCAGGACCAUGUACAGCAGAAUGUCUGCAGCGUCUCUGGCAGAUAAAGUUCUGACCGCAGCUCAUGGUGACUCUGUACAGGAAGCCAGUCCCCACUGCCCUUCUGAACCGCUGUCCAGCAAAGCCAGCCAAGACCAAGGAUCGGAUACGUUCGUGGAGGUGGGCAUGCCUCGAAGCCCCUCUCACUCGGGAAACAGCAAUGAACUGAAGCAGAUGUUGGCAUCUUGUAAGACGACAUCAGGAAAGAGGCAAGCCCUGGAGCUGCUUCAGGGCACCAAGAACUCCCUCCUACAUUCAGACUGUCUGUUGUCAGACUCUGACUCCAGUGCCUCGGAGAGUCCGGUGGCUGAUAAACGCGCUCCAGGCAGUGAAAGAGCAGCCGAACGGGCCGCUCAGCAGAAUUCAGACAGAAUCCGCCUGCCGCACCAAUCCUCCUUCUCCAACAUGCAGGCGUUCGACUAUGAGCAAAAGAAGUUAUUGGCAACCAAAGCCAUGUUAAAGAAGCCAGUGGUGACGGAGGUCCGUACCCCUACUAACACGUGGAGCGGUCUGGGCUUCUCAAAGUCUAUGCCUGCAGAAACUAUUAAGGAGUUGCGCAGGGCAAACCACGUAUCUUAUAAACCCACAAUGUCAACUACAUAUGAGGGGUCGCCUCUAGCCCUGUCCCACUCCAACAGUAGAGAGGGGGUGAGUGGCAGUGACUCGGAUAACUGGAGGGAAAGGAAUGGGAGCGGGCUCCCAGCACACAGCGACUUUCCCUCUCCCAUCAGCCCAAAAAGAAAGCAGAACAAAACAGAGCACUACCUAAGCAGCAGCAACUACAUGGACUGUAUCUCGUCGGUGACGGGAACUAAUGGCUGUAAUCUCAACACAUCUUUCAAAGGAUCAGAUCUGCCUGAGCUCUUCAGUAAACUUGGCCUCGGGAAAUAUACCGACGUCUUCCAACAGCAGGAGAUUGACCUUCAGACAUUCCUCACACUGACCGAUCAGGACCUGAAAGAGCUCGGCAUUACUACAUUCGGAGCCCGCAGGAAAAUGCUGCUGGCCAUCUCAGAGCUGAACAAGAACCGAACGAAGCUCUUUGAGCCGCCCAACAUCCGCUCAUCAUUCCUAGAAGGGGGCGCCAGCGGUCGACUGCCACGCCAGUUCCACACAGACAUUGUCAGUGUGAGUGGGCGCUGGUGAGCCCAUGCCAGUGCAUCAACGGACAGCCUGAAACUGCACAAAUUCCCAUUCCCAACUCCAACCUGAUAUACAGUACUGGACCAAAACCCGGACCUUCUGAAUCUGUGCCAAAUAAACAAAGUCCAUGGAUCAGAGGUUAAGGGUCAAAGAACUGUUGAAUAUUAUAUGCAAUAUGGUACUCGUGUUACAAUGAAGGAAAUGUAAUGAAGGAUCAUUGGAGCUCCUGCACUGUGCUUGUAUAUGGAGCAGGCAGAUUUUAUUUAUAUGCUCAUCUUAGGUUUCAACAUACUAAUUCUUUGCACUUUAAAAAAAUGCUAAAUAAUUUGUCCAUGGGCAGAUUUGCCUGACUAGACGUGCAUGGAUUUUAUCUAAAGGAUAUCAAGCCAAAGUGUUCUGCACAAAAUAUCCAUAAGGGAAGCUUAUCUCACCCCACAGUGAAAUCACCAGCCUGUUGUUAUUACUUAUGGAUCUUAGUCAGAGUAGACGGCAUAUUACAUUUGACACAAAUGAAAUGGAGUGUACGUCUAUCCCUCACAGGCUUGUUUUCAUUCAGGUCAAAUUAAAACAGUCUAUCCUAGGUUCCACGGUACAUUUUCUAUCUAUUAUUUCUAAACUUGGAAAUGGUUUACUGUUAAAUGGAAAAUGAAAAUUCGUUUAGUGUAUGGCUUUAGUUCUUCUGUGGUACUCAAAAGAAGAUAUUUAGAAUGUUUCAGCUGUUUUCGACCAUCCAAUGAAAGUCAUUUAAGUACAUUAGUGCCCGCCCACUUUUUCACCAGAGUUAGUUCUGGAAGUAUUUUGCUUCAAACUUUUAUUUGAAGCAAAAAAUAUGGGGAAAUCAGUCAAAAAGACACAAGACUGUACUUAACAGCUUUUGUGAGGAAAAGAACUACAAUCCCACGAAGCAUCAAAUUAAAAUUGAUAGUGAAAUUUAAAACUAUCCAUUUAAAGUUUUUGAUUAUAUCUACAGAAACAAUAUAUUUUAUGUUUAUUGAACUGAUUACAUCCUUUGCAGUGGAAUUUUUUGUAUCAGAUUCAUGCAGCUUUUCGCCAUAAAAAUAUAAUUAUUCUAAAAAUGAGUUGAAAUAAUGUGAACAGAUGGCUUCAACAAAAUGUAUAUUAUCGAUUAACCUCAAAGCUCACAACAGUUCUGUCUUUAAAGGUUUAUAAGUUAUAGUUAAAAAUCAGUUUCCCUAUGGAGAAAAUGA